AUGGAUCCGACCACUAUCGUCAAUCCGUGUGUGCCAUCUGAACGCGUGUUGGAUGAGAAGGAGAAAGUGCUGCGAACCGUGAAAGGCAUUCUGAACAAGCUCACACCAAAGAAGUUCGAACCGCUCUUCCAGCAGCUCCUGACAGCUGGCAUCAACACACCUGAGAUCCUCCAGGAGGUGAUCUCACUCAUUUUCACCAAGGCGGCAGAUGAGCCCACCCUCUGCUCAAUGUACGCUGCCCUCUGUGGAAAACUUUCGCGAGCUCUGCCCGAGUUUCCGCCGUUCAAAAAAGCAGGGGGUUCAGGGGCAGGGGAUGUGCCGAUCUCUUUCCGUCGCGUGCUGCUCAGCGCGUGCCAGUCGGAGUUUUAUGACGCUGCUAGGCACAGAAAGCAGGCUGGCGAGCUGCCAGGGUCACAACAGGGAGCAAGCGUAAAAGGAGAAGAAGGAGCAGUGGAGGGUGGAGAGGGGAAGGAUGGAGUAGGGGAGGGAGGCAUGAAGGGAGGGAGAGGGAAAGAGACAGAUAGAAAAAAGGAUGAGGAGGAGGGAAAGAGGGAGAAGGGGAGGGGGGAGGAGGAGAAAAUGAUACGGCUGAGGGGGGAGCAGCAGCACAGGGCCAAGGCGAGGACGUUGGGCAUUGUACGGCUGAUUGGGGAGCUGUGUCUGCUGGGGAUCAUUACAGUGCGCAUCAUUCUUGAAUGCAUGCGG
Messenger RNA from Closterium sp. Naga37s-1, 705 nucleotides. The record is from the annotation of a GenBank genome assembly. NCBI's taxonomy places the organism in Eukaryota, Viridiplantae, Streptophyta, Zygnematophyceae, Desmidiales, Closteriaceae.